Haliotis rufescens (red abalone) is the source of this 2376-nucleotide messenger RNA. Its product is annotated as sonic hedgehog protein-like. The record is from RefSeq and is a predicted model, not a curated record. The transcript has a single exon. Lineage: Eukaryota; Metazoa; Mollusca; Gastropoda; Lepetellida; Haliotidae. Bases 326 to 1285 code for a protein of 319 amino acids. Gene Ontology annotation, biological process: protein autoprocessing; intein-mediated protein splicing; multicellular organism development.
UGGAACACUUACAGACCUGAACAUUGUAAUAAUAGGAACUACUGGUCAAGGGAAGAGUGAAACUGGUAACACCAUCCUGGGAGACAAUGCAUUUGAUGCACAUGCAUGUAGUGAGACUGUUACAAAGUUAUGUCAAGAAAAAUAUUCAUUUUAUGGAGCCAGGAGAAUCACAGUCCUUGACACGCCUCAUGUAAAUCCAAACAAGCAGGGAAAUUUGCGAAAAGAGAUUGAGGACUUCUACAAAUUACAUCGGCCUAAUGCAAUUUUGGUAGUUUUGCGCUGGAACACGCGCUUCACUCAAGAACAAGAGGAAAUCUUUGCCAUUAUGGAUGAAGUGUCCUCCAAAGGGGAAUUGUCAAAUCACACUGUACUGGUAUUUACACAUGGAGAUACAUUUCAUCCUGAAAUUCAAUCACAUGAUGCAAAGAUACAGAAGUUCAAGGAACACAUGAUGUCAGAGGAAGGCAUCAUUAAAAGGUUAUUGGAAAAGGUUGGUGGUCGCUUCAUCCUUGUCAACAACAUGGAAAUCUCCAAGCUGAAAAGACUGAGAGAAGCUGCAUUCAUUAUUGAGCAGAUUGAUAAUCUUAUGGUAAAGGCAACAAAUGUAACAGUUCAAGAUGAACCAACCAUAUCACAGGUUCCGGGCAGGAGCCGCUUGUCAUUGCUUGGAUAUUGUAUUCCUGGAUUUCCGGCUUGUUUUCCUCAAAAUGCUGAAGUGGUUUCUCACACCAACGGCUCCAUUCUUAUGAAAGACAUUCAAAUUGGAGAACAACUCAUGUCAGUAUCGUCUAAUGGUGAAAUCACAUACAGCCCUGUUUUCUUGUUUGGUCAUGCUAAUUCAAAUGUCACCAGCGAGUUCAUCAACAUCAUCACCCGACAAGUUUCUAUCAAGCUUUCUCCAGACCAUCAUAUCUACACUAAGUAUGACAACCAGAUUGUAACUGUUCCUUCUAGACAGAUCACCAGAGGAAAUGUCAUCUUCAGACUCGACAGCAAUAAUAAUAGAUUAGUAGAAGAUGAAGUGACAGAUAUUUGUUUCUGCAUUGAAAAAGGCCUGUAUGCCCCCUUCACUAUGUCUGGUACACUAGUUGUUGAGGGUGUGCUGGCCUCCUGCUAUGUAGAUUGUGUUCCACCCAACUGGGCUCAUCCACUGCUGUGGCCAGUCCGUCUAAUGUACAGAAUGUCUCCCUCUUUCCUUGCCUGGAUUUCCAAGCCUCAGACGGAUGGAAUACCAAACUGGAUACACUGGAUCAUGGAAACAUUGAUCAAGAAAAAACUGCAUUGAGUCUUACAGCUUUCACUUUCACCAUGAUCGUUUCUGCAGUUCAGGGUGCCGUUGUACAAAGUGAUCUUACCACUAAGGUGAUCGUAACUCCUAUACCUUAACAUAGACUUAUGACAGUCGUAGCGCUAAGUUUGCUUUGAACAACGGAACUGAGAUUUCCACUCGUCUGUUUGAGUGCAUUUUACAGUUGCACAGUGAAAACAAUACUAUACCAGUGCACAACUUUAAGUAAUAUUCACAAUGUUUUUCCUGAAAAUAUACCUGCCUAAGAAUCAUGCUGAAAUUUGUUAAAACAUGACUAAUUACUUAUAAGCUAUAUUUUAGCUCAACUAUCAAUGUAUACCGUCUAUGGUGUGGUCUCGCUUUCUGUUUUAGCCAGCAAAAGUAAUUUGAAUUGAGCUUUUAAAUAAAAAAGUGAAUAACAAAAACAUUCUUUACUUGCUGUUAUCACACUUAAAUGAUUUCAAUGAAACUAUUCUAAAAUGUCUUGCAGAACCUACCCAUGAUAGUGAGAAGGAAAAAAAACCCAUAUUUUUCAAGUAUUUAUACUAAGCAAAUAUUCCAGAUGAUUUUACUGCUUCAAAUUUCAGUUUCCAACCAAUCAGACUGCAGCCCACACUCUCAUUUAUUUUACAAUGUGUUACAUUGUGAAUCUAACAUUGCUUAGGUUGGAGCCAUUGUUUAACUUUGUAUAUAUUACAUUUAUUUGUUGCUUAAACAGGUUGAAGAGUUGUAGUAUAGAUAACCAGUUUAUUGAUGACUUUUGCAUAUCACUUUCUGCAUAUAUGAUUAUAUGUGCUAAAGAAAUAUCAAUGUAAAUAACAAGCCUAUUUUGUUGAAAUUCUUGUGACAUUGUUACACAUGUGUUGAUGAUGAUGCAAGUUGACCAGAAGGAAGGAUUUCCUUGAUGACUUGUGUUCCAUUUCGUGUAAAACAUUUUGUGUAAAACAUAAGUUAAGGAAAUGUCCAUGUAAACAACAAGCCUAUUUUAAUGAAAUUCUUGUGACAUUGUUACACAUGUGUUGAUGAUGAUGCAAGUUGACCAGAAGGAAGGAUUUCCUUGAUGACUUGUGUUCCAUUUUGUGUAAAAC